Peniophora sp. CBMAI 1063 is the source of this 1170-nucleotide messenger RNA. Lineage: Eukaryota; Fungi; Basidiomycota; Agaricomycetes; Russulales; Peniophoraceae. The record is from the annotation of a GenBank genome assembly.
AUGGCUAAAUCUACAUCCACUCCGAUAUCUGUCGUCGAGCCUCCACGGCGCUGGCCAUCGUUGUCAGAGAAUGGAGCGCGUCCUGCCCAUCAUUUGAACGGAACAGCAACGAAGUUCUAUCCUCCUUGGCCGUCCUUCCGCUACCAACAGACGAGCGACUGGUUCAAGGGCUUCUAUGCAGGCGCUACUCAGGGGCCACGCCCUGGACCAGAUAUCAAGACUAAGAUCCCAUCACAAACGCCUACCUGGGGAACGGACAAACCUACUGACGGGAAGCUGACCUGGCUUGGUCAUGCCUCGUAUCUGCUGGAGCUGCCCACGCCUCCCGGUGCUACACGUGGUCCACGAAUCAUAUUCGAUCCCGUAUUCUCCAAGCGGUGCUCGCCAAACCAAUGGAUUGGCCCAGCCCGCUAUACUGAUACUCCUUGCAAGAUCGAGGAUGUCCCGGUAGUCGAUGCGAUUGUCCUCUCACACGACCAUUAUGAUCACACUGAUAUACCGACCUUGAAGGCAUUGCUGGCGAACCCUGAGUGCGACGCGCACGUCUUCGUUGGACUGAAUUGCGGCGAACUACAUAGAAACGCACUCAAACUUCCCGCCGAGAGGGUACACGAGCUAGAAUGGUGGGAUGAACGCGUCAUGACGAUCCCGCUGGGCGGCACCAACUCACGUGUCCGCGUUACGGCUGUCCCUUCACAACAUGUUGGAGGACGUACUGGGUUUGAUCGUUGGGCAUCACUAUGGGCCGCCUGGGUCAUCGAAGAGCUGCCGGAGCCGGAAAAGGACACUGUCGGCAAGACUGUAUACUUCGCUGGCGACACAGGAUAUCGGACCGUACGCAACGGCGAGGAUGAGGACAAGGUCCCCGUCUGCCCCGCAUUCGCAGAGGUCGGGGAGCGCUUCGGCGGCGUCGAUGUUGCGCUUCUGCCUAUCGGCGCAUAUUCGCCGCGCUGGAUGUGGAGCAACUUACACGCGUCUCCCUCAGACGCAGUACGCAUGAUGCGGGACGUUCGGGCAAAGAAGGCAUUAGCGAUGCACUGGGGGACUUGGGUGCUGACGACUGAGCCUGUACUUGAGCCUCCGCAACUCCUGCGUAAAGAGUGCGAGCGUGCGGGAGUACGUGAUGACGAAUUCCUUGUUCCAGCUUUGGGCGAGACUGUACUCUUUUGA